Messenger RNA from Acanthosepion pharaonis, 1017 nucleotides. The record is from the annotation of a GenBank genome assembly. NCBI's taxonomy places the organism in Eukaryota, Metazoa, Mollusca, Cephalopoda, Sepiida, Sepiidae.
AUGCUUCUUUUUGUUUUCUUUCCUUCUCUUAUUUUUUCUAUCUUUUCAUUUACUUUUCUUACCUUUUCUUUUUUUUCAUUUUUUCUUUUCUUAGUUUCCUUUUUCUAUAUUUUUUCUUGCAUUCCCUUCUCAUUCUAUUUUUUCUUUCCUUAUCUUUCUAUUACUUCAUUUUUUUCUUUGUUUUCUUGCCUUCGAUUUUUCUUGAUUUUCUAUUCUUUAAAUUACUCUCAUGAUUAUAUUGUGUUACUCAGCCCCAACCCUUUUCCCCUCCCCUCUCAUCAUUUUUCUUUUUUUUUUUUUUAUUUCUUUUCCCUUUAUCUUUUUCUUUUUUAUCUUCUUUUUACUUUUCUAUUUUGUCAUUCUCUUCUUCUUUUUCAUCCUUAUCUACUUUGGGUUUUUUUUAAUCCUUUUCCUCCUCUUCUUCAAUUUUAUCUUUUCUCCUUUAUCCUAUCAGCUACUUUUCCUUCUUUUUUCCUCAUCUUCUUUGUUUUUCUCUAUCAUUUUCUUCUUCGUUUUUCUCUUCCUUAUCUUCUUUUUACUCCUUUCUCCUUAUCUUCUUUUUACUCCUUUCUCCUUAUCUUCUUUUUACUCCUUUCUCCUUAUCUUCUUUUUACUCCUUUCUCCUUAUCUUCUUUUUUCUCCUUUCUCCUUAUCUUCUUUUUCCUUCUUUGUUUUUUCUUUACCCUUUUCUUCUUCUCUAUCUUUAUCUUCCUUAUCUUCUUUUUCUCCUUUCUCUUCUCUUUUUCUCCUUAUCUUCUUGUUUUCUCCUUUUUCCUUAUCUUCUUUUUAUCCUUCAUCUUCCAUUUCUUUUUUUCUCCUUUAUUAUCUGUAUCUUCUUUUUCCUCAUCCUUUUUCUUCUUCUUUAUCUUCCUUAUCUUCUUUUUUCCUUUUUUGUUUUUUCUUUCUUUUUCUCCUUCAUCUUUAUCUUUCUUUGUCCUCUUUUCCUCCUUUAUCCUUAUCUACUUCUUUUUUAUCCUUCAUCCUUAUCUCUUUCUUCUUCUUCCUUCUCUUUAUUAA